Messenger RNA from Suncus etruscus (white-toothed pygmy shrew), 420 nucleotides. RefSeq names its product small integral membrane protein 23 (gene SMIM23). The record is from RefSeq and is a predicted model, not a curated record. Bases 1 to 420 code for a protein of 139 amino acids. The transcript has 4 exons. NCBI's taxonomy places the organism in Eukaryota, Metazoa, Chordata, Mammalia, Eulipotyphla, Soricidae.
AUGGUGAUCCCCCAGGUGGGCAGCAGGGGGCGCGUGGCCGGCGAGUUGCUAGAGCAAAGAAAUAGUCACCCUGAGGACAAGAAGCAGACGCUGUUGGCACUGCUGAUCUUAGUGCUGUAUUUGGGCAUGGGCAUGACAGGAAGAAGUUGGGAUGCAUCAGAGAGAAUCCAGGAAUGUAACUACCCGCAGACCUCUGUGGCUUCCCAGGGCCUGAACUCCCAGGCCGGCAAGCCCUCCGAGGAGCCGAUGAGUGUCCUCAGGAGGUGGCUGGCCGACAAUGUUAGUGUGCUCUUGGAGCGGCUGGAACACGAGGUGCUGGAGCUGGAGCAGCUGGUCCGGGAGCUAGAAGGCUGGCUUGAUGCCCUGCUGGGGGAGCCACAGCCCAAACUACCUUGCUCCACCCUCAGAGACUGUGUGUGA